GUGAAAAUGUCCUCUCCGCUUUCAAAGCCUCAGAUAAUCGCUCACAUUCAGAGGAGUUUAAACUACACGGUGUUUGACAGCAAAUGGAUUCCCUGCAGCGCAAAGUUUGUGUGUUUGGGGAACUUUCCCAGAGGAACGGGAGUGAUCCAAAUUUACGAGGUGCAGCACGGAGAGGCUCAGCUCAUCUCCGAGGUGGAGAAACCCAAACCUUUAAAAUGUGGAACGUUUGGAGCCUCGACUCUUCAGCAAAGACACUUAGCAACUGGGGAUUUUGAUGGAAAUCUCAAUAUUUGGAGUCUGGAGGCGCCCGAGGUGCCACUUUACUCCGUUAAGGCCCACAAAGAAAUCGUGAACAGUAUUGAUGGAGUCGGUGGUUUGGGGGUUGGUGACGGGGCUCCUGAGGUCGUCACUGGAAGCAGAGACGGGACAGUAAAGGUGUGGGACCCCCGGCAGAAGGACUCACCUGUGGCCAACAUGGAGCCUGUAGAAGGAGAGCCCAGGAGGGACUGCUGGACUGUCGCAUUUGGCCAUGCGUUCAAUGAUCAGGACCGAUGUGUGUGUGCCGGCUACGACAACGGGGACGUCAAACUGUUUGACCUGAGAAACAUGUCCCUGCGGUGGGAGACCAACAUCAAAAACGGGGUGUGCUGCGUGGAGUUCGACAGGAAGGACAUCAACAUGAACAAGCUGGUUGCCACGUCACUGGAGGGCAAAUUCCACGUGUUUGACAUGAGGACGCAGCACCCCACCAAGGGCUUUGCCUCCGUCUCCGAAAAGGCUCAUAAGUCCACCGUCUGGCAGGUGAGACAUUUGCCCCAAAACAGAGACGUCUUCAUGACUGCAGGGGGAGCUGGUAACCUGCAUCUGUGGAAGUAUGAGUAUCCUGCCAAAAGAAGCAAGAAGGACUCUGACGGUGUGGACGUGGGUGUAGCUGGUUCCAUCAGCCUCUUGCAGAACGUCACUCUGUCCUCUCAGCCAAUCGCCAGCCUGGACUGGAGCCCCGACAAGCAGGGCCUGUGCCUGUGCUCCGGUUUCGACCAGUCGGUCCGCGUCCUUAUCGUCACAAAACUCAACCUGCUCUGAAGAAAGGACACG
Molecule: messenger RNA, 1095 nt
Organism: Nematolebias whitei (Rio pearlfish)
Lineage: Eukaryota; Metazoa; Chordata; Actinopteri; Cyprinodontiformes; Rivulidae
Gene: dnaaf10
Product: dynein axonemal assembly factor 10
Exons: 8
Coding region: 7-1083 (358 amino acids)
Molecular function (GO): ubiquitin binding
Source: RefSeq, a predicted model, not a curated record